Oxyura jamaicensis (ruddy duck) is the source of this 945-nucleotide messenger RNA. RefSeq names its product apolipoprotein L domain-containing protein 1-like. Lineage: Eukaryota; Metazoa; Chordata; Aves; Anseriformes; Anatidae. The transcript is spliced from 2 exons. Gene Ontology annotation, cellular component: extracellular region; membrane. Gene Ontology annotation, molecular function: lipid binding. The record is from RefSeq and is a predicted model, not a curated record. Gene Ontology annotation, biological process: lipoprotein metabolic process; lipid transport. The coding region runs from base 162 to 866 and encodes 234 amino acids.
UCACAUCCUUCUGCACAAGGGAGAGCAGGAAAUGGCAAACUCCCAGUAUGAGGCAAAGCAUUCCCAUCGCAGCAAUUGGUCCACGGGAGCUAUAAAUUGGUCUCCUCCAGAAACAGACCAAAAUUUGUCUGUUGGGAGGUCAGCUGGAAACUAAAGAGGCCAUGGAGAGGAACGGUGCUGCCCUUCCCCAGACAGUGGACCCCACACACCACUUCCACAUAGCGCUGCUGGAUCAGAGACGGAGGCUGCGUGGUCAAAUUGCUCACCUUCACAAGGCAGCUCGUAAAAUAAACAAGCUCCGCAAAAGGUCCCUGAUUGCCAACAUCAGCGGGAGCUCACUGACCGCUGCGGGAGCAGUCACGGCCAUCGUGGGGCUGUCCCUGAGCCCAGCUACACUGGGAGCCUCCCUGCUGGCAUCAGCUGUGGGUUUGGGCCUAGCCACUGCUGGGGGGGCUGUCAAUAUCACCUCCGAUCUCUCCUUGGUGUUCUGCAAUUCCCGGGAGGUGAGAAAGGUGCAGGAAAUUGCAACGACUUGUCGGAAACAGAUGAGGGAAAUCCUCGGCUGCCUGGAAUUCCUCCGCCGGGGGCAGGGCCCAGGGGACCCCACACUGCUCCAGUCAGAGAAGAGGGCCUCCAUCUCGCUGUACAACUCCGUCUGCUUCUUGGUCUUCUGUGGCUCCCACAGCUUCCUUGUGCCAGAAUACACAAAGGAGGUCACAAAAGUGAGCCAGGCCAUGCUGAAAGCCAAAAUUCAGAAGUUGGCUGCCAACCUUGAGACCUGUACCAGGGCAAUGGAUGAAGUCUGUGAACUCCUUGAGUCCAGGACACAGCUUUCCCCACGGAUGAGGAAACAGCCUGGGUGCUAAAACCACUACCGAGACCCCAAGACCAUCCAGCUGAAACAGUGUUUGCCCCAUAAUUAAACCAGGUUAUGAUGGACACUUG